GCGUCCUGUCAAAAAGGAGAUUGUAAUUUAGGAAAAAAAAAAACGCCCUCCUUAAGCCUGACCUCAGCCAUGGCUAUUCGACGGUAGGAGAAGAACUCGUAGAGUUUCCGCAUUGAAGCUCAAAAAUCACGGGACGAGUCCCUCCAGUUCCAGAUUAUUUAUACUGUACUCGAUCACUCUGAUAGAAUAGACUAUGGUUUGGGGUCUGUUUCCCGCCGAUCCUCUCUCAGGGGAAGAUAAGUACUAUAUUUUUACUAAAGGAACAUACAAAGUUGGUCGCAAAGGUACUCCACUGUGUGGUUGCGAUGUAAUUAUUAACAAAGACAAAGGAGUUUCUCGUAUCCAUGCAGAGAUAGUUGUUGAUGAAAUGACUUUGUCUAACGCCAUGGAAAGCAAGUCUGAAUGGUCCUCCAGAAUUCGAAUUAGAGAUUUUUCAAAGUAUGGCACAUUCAUUAACAAGAAUCUUGGGUCAAUGGAAAAGGUUCAAGAGUUCCCAAAUAAAGAAACAACUUUAAAAGAAGGGGACCUGAUUUCUUUUGGGACGGGUAAUGCAACAUACAGGUUUUGUUUUGUUCCACUCAAUUUUUUUGUCUACUGCUCUGAGUCGUUCCAAGGCAAUCAAACCCUUGAAGACAAAGUUUCAUCAAUUGGCGCUCGUAUUACUUUCCAAUUGAGUGAAGAGUGUACACAUGUACUUGUUGAUCACCAAAUGCCAGUAAAUAAAGAUGUUGUUGAUGCUAUUGUAGCUAAGAAACCUGUUGUUCUCCAUAGCUGGGCCGAGUUGGUUGCUGAAAAAAGCAUUGGGUCGGAAAUUCCUAGCUGGAAUUCCUAUAUCCCGACAUUAACAGUGGAAGGAGUACCAACCAAAGUUGUGGACUCAGUAACUCGGGCAAAAUGUUUGGAUGGAUACACUUGUCUUCUAGAAUCAACAAAUAUGUAUAAGUUCGGGGACAGGUUGCAGUCUCUGUUGGAAGUAAGCGGUGCAAAUGUUAUUUUCAUUGAAGAAUUUUGUUCAAGUAGCCAAGGCUUGGAUUGUCGAGAAAAUGUUCAAAUGGUGUAUGUUAUCCCUCAAGGGUCAACUGACAAGUCUGGUCGUUAUAGCAAACUGAGUUCAUUAUCUAAAGUGAAUGAAGUGGAUCUGUCAUGUGCUGUUAUAUCUGGGCAUUUAGAUUCAUCUAUAUUUAUAUUACCAACUGUGCUUGUUUCAUCAUCAUGCUCCACGGAUGAGACAGUAGUAGCAGAUUCUGAUGAGGAAGUGGGAAUGACAUCAAUUCAUUCCACAGCCAAUAUCUGCAGUGAAGAAGCCCCUAAAUGUGUGAACAAAGUAGAAAUAUCCACUGUUCAUUGCCUUACUAAAUCAGAGGAUAACCAUGUCAUGAGCUCUAUGGACAAUUACGGUGGAAUGACAGCAAAAAAGGAGAAGGGGGAAGACCCUGAAAGUGCAAAUUCUGAUAUCAUUUAUAGCCAAGAAUUAAUUAUUAGGGAUUGGCAUUUACCUGUGACAAUCAGUUCUACUACAAGUGAUAGAAUUUUAAACUUCAAGCGCUUCAAAAAGAAAAACACGCAAUCAGGAAAUAGCUUCAACAACCUGAUUCCAUUCUCAAAAUUGCCAUACAAAGAUACUGACUAUGGCAAUCCGGAGAUGCUCGACUAUGUGAAAGAAGAAAAAAGCCGGAAGCAAAUGGAAGCUAUUGCAGAGGAUUUAUUCAACAAUGAAAAGGGAAGACGGCGUGGUGUAGCUGGUUCUCUUCAUUCACUUCUUUCUCAUGGAUGAAGGGAAAAAAAAAGAAGGCAAUGGAGAGAUGGUUGAUCAUCUGAUUCUUCAUUGGCCAUAGACCUGUAAAUUACGGUCUCUGUUUUGCCUUUCCACUUGUUGAUUCAACUGAUUGAAAGAGAUGUUGAACUGUUGAAUUCCUGGUGGAGAGUGAAGGCAUAUUUUUAAUUUUAUGGAAGAUGGCUCCUCUGAUGUAAAUAUGGCUUGAUAGGAAUAUUGGGUGUCUGAGAAUGUUGAAAUAUCUCUGUUGGUGUGUUCAAGUUUCGUAUUUUGAGACGUUUGUAUUUGUUGUUGAGUACUAUUUUGGAAGGUAGGUGGAUUCAUUUUCAGAAUUGAUAACUUUUGUGCUAUUCACAUUCCAAAAACUAAUUUUCUCAA
This is a messenger RNA of Hevea brasiliensis (rubber tree), 2152 nucleotides long. RefSeq names its product nibrin homolog. Lineage: Eukaryota; Viridiplantae; Streptophyta; Magnoliopsida; Malpighiales; Euphorbiaceae. Gene Ontology annotation, cellular component: Mre11 complex. Gene Ontology annotation, biological process: double-strand break repair via homologous recombination; mitotic G2 DNA damage checkpoint signaling. The transcript is spliced from 13 exons. The record is from RefSeq and is a predicted model, not a curated record. Gene Ontology annotation, molecular function: damaged DNA binding; protein binding. Bases 194 to 1774 code for a protein of 526 amino acids.